Molecule: messenger RNA, 1046 nt
Organism: Ectocarpus siliculosus
Lineage: Eukaryota; Phaeophyceae; Ectocarpales; Ectocarpaceae
Source: the annotation of a GenBank genome assembly
AUGAAGGUGGCUAUCUGUCUCCGCACGAAGGACUUCGCCCGCUUCCUUCCGGAGUGGAUCGCCUUCCACUACGCGCUAGGAGUGGACGAGAUAUUCAUCUACGAUGAUGACAGCACCGACAACACCGAGGAGGUGCUCUGGCCUUUCGUCGAAGCCGGAAUCGUGCGGUACAUCUUCGAAGUGAUCUUCGACCGCAUGACUCAGAUGAAGCCCCUCAACCACUGCCUAGAGCAACAACUUGAGCGCAGAAGCAGAGGCGACGAGGACGCGGCGACUUGGGUGCUGUUCCACGACACGGAUGAGUAUCUCUACCCCUCGGAUACAAGCCUCAACAUCCGGGACGCCUUGGAAAAGCACCACAGGACCUGCUGCGCGUUGGUGUCUCGCGUCCAGUACGGCUCCGCGGGCCACGACGAGAUGCCCCGAGGCCUCCUGCUGGAGAACUUUCUCAUGCACAGUCACCCCGGCCCACAGUUCGGCAACGGCCUCGCAAAGGUGAUGGUAAACUUGGACCCGUCCGAGCCGGAGGUAGGGGUAGUCGAGCCCCCGCUGCGGAGCAUGCACAACGCCGAGGGUUGCGACUGCGCAGGCUCCAAGUUCGGCGGCGUCUCCGACCUGCGCAUCAACCACUACCUGGGGAGCAUCGGGGACUACAUGGACAGGACCACGAGAUACUGGGAGGCGAAGAAGAAGGGCGAGAUGGCCGCGGCGAAGACGGUGCUGCGCCGAGAUAUCAACAACUACCGGUCGGACGACAUCGAGCACUGGGCGUGCGCCACGAGAGAGGUCCUCUUCCGAAUCGUGGAGGGCCUCGACCUUGAAGGAGGCGGAGAAAGAGGAGGGGGAGGAGGAAAAGGAGAAGGAGAAGGAGAAGGAGAAGAAGGAGGGGUUAAGGCCGUCUCGAAACUCGAGCCUUGAUUGGAAGGUUUCUGGAGAACGUGCUGACUCUCUCGCCCUAUGGGCGUGUUUUGCAGACGGAAAAACAGUGUAGAUAUGUGCCACGCGAUAUUUGUUGCGUUGGCGUCCCGCAUGUUGUUGAUGUCGUU